Molecule: messenger RNA, 795 nt
Organism: Emericellopsis atlantica
Lineage: Eukaryota; Fungi; Ascomycota; Sordariomycetes; Hypocreales; Bionectriaceae
Exons: 1
Coding region: 1-795 (264 amino acids)
Molecular function (GO): oxidoreductase activity, acting on the CH-OH group of donors, NAD or NADP as acceptor
Source: RefSeq, a predicted model, not a curated record
AUGUCUGAAUCCGACACCCACCUUUCCGUUCUCAUCACUGGCGCAGCCGGUGGUUUGGGCCGAGUGAUCGCAACUACAUUUCUCGAGAAGGGUGCCAACGUCGCCAUUUGCGAUGUAAACAAAGAGCGUUUGGCAGAGACCUCGGACCUCUGGAGCACAAAGUACCCCGGAAGAUUCAUUGUGCAACACGCCGAUGUCUCCUCCCUUCCAGAGAUGGAGGCAAUCGUCCAAGCGAUCGUCGCCCAGUUUGGCCGUUUGGACUUGCUCAUCAACAAUGCUGCCAUUCUCGACAAAUUUGAAUCGGCUGGUACAUGCUCGCUGGAACUGUGGGAUAGAGUGUUGGGCGUGAACAUCACGGGGGCUUUCAUCUGCAGCAAAGUGGCCAUUCACCAGAUGCUGGCGCAAUCUCCCCCGGGCGGCUCCAUCAUCAACCUCGGGUCUAAUGCCUCCGUGUGUGGUACCGAUGGAGGUCUGGCUUAUACAGUGUCCAAGCACGGUGUGCUUGCUCUGACGCGCAACACGGCAGCGUACUACCUGGACAAGGGCAUAACGUGUACCAUGGUCCAGUUGGGAGGGUUGGCGCACACCAACAUUCAGGACUCGAUGGCUCAUGGCUUCGACAAGGAAGGCAUCGCGCUGAUCGACAAGCACAUGGGUGGCUUCGAAUAUGGUGUGAACGAUGUUCCAUUGGAGGACGUGGCCAAGUUCUGUGUCUUCUUGUCGGACAAAGAGAUGGCAAAGACCAUGAAUGGGGCUGCCGUGCCCUUCAACCGUAACUGGCCAGCUGGACAUUGA